CAGUUCAGCGAUCAACUCCUUCUUCUUUCUUUCUUUCUUCCUUCUUCUUCUUCUUCUUCUUCUUCUUCUUGUCUUAUUUUUGGUGCGCUGUUUUUCGAGCAGAGGCAGAGCAGAGCAGAGCAGGGGCUCUUUCUUUCUUUCUUCCCUUCCUCUUUCUUCCCUUCUUCUCUUAUUUUUUUUUGGGUUUCUUUUUCGACAGCAGAGGCAGUAGCAGUAGUCUCUUUUUAGGCUCUGUUUUUUUUUUGCUAUGUUUUUUCAAUUAUAAACUUAUAGUCUUACAGAAUAGAAUUAAUUGCAUACUGACGUGAUAAUUUUUUUUCUAUAAAACAGCAUUGAAAUGGCGUCAUCCGAUAGUAAUAAACGAAAUGAUAUAGCUUGGAAUUAUGCUAUAAAAGGCUCAUCAAGAUCCGCAAUUAAAUGUGUAUUUUGUGAAAAAACAUAUCAUGGUGGAAUAACUCGUCACAAGCAACAUUUGAUAGGUGGAUUUAAAAAUGUAGUACAAUGUCCUCUUUGUCCGCCCGAGGUUAGGGAGGAAGUAAAAGCAUUUGUUGAUAAGAAAAAUGUGACAAAAACUCAAAUGAAUUUUGAAGCAUCGGUGAAUCUAAUUGAUGAAGAUGAUGAAAUGGAUGAAGAUGAUCAAAUGGGACCUCCCCUCCAAAAAACUCAAAAGAUAUCUUCUAAUAGUUCUAGUGGGUCAUCCACGGCACGUACUGUGACAAAAGGUCCUCUCAAUCUUUAUUUCUCGGCAAAACAACAAGAAAAGGGAAAAGAUGAUUCUAGUUCAGGUUUAGAAGCCAAGAAGAUUUUGAGGGAUCGCGCCGUAAGUGCCUUUGCAGCAUGGAUGUACGAUGCAGGGCUUCCUUUCAACUGUGUUAACUACAAAACUUUUGAUAAAUUCAUUGAAGCUGUAGGACAAUAUGGCCCAGGAAUGAAGCCUCCUAGCUAUCAUGAAGUUAGAGUAACUCAUCUUAAAAAAGAGGUGAAGAAGAUAGACAAAAUUAUUGAGGAGCAUAAAGUGGAAUGGAACAAGUUUGGAUGUUCCAUUAUGAUGGAUAAAUGGACAACGCGGAAUGGGAAAAUGAUCAUAAAUGUGUUGGUGAACUCUCCAAAAGGGAGUGUUUUUCUUGAAUCUUACGAUGCUAGCAACUCUUCUACGGAUGGAAGCAAAAUGUACAACUUGUUUACAAAGACUAUUGAUAAAAUUGGAAAGGAAAAUGUUGUACAGGUUGUUACCGAUAAUGCUAGUGAGAAUGUUAGUGCGGGUAGGAUGAUGGAAGCUAUGUAUCCACACAUUUAUUGGACUCCAUGUGCUGCCCAUUGUAUCAACUUGAUGUUUGGUGACAUAUUCAAGGAAAACCCAUAUGCUUCAGUUUUCACUAAGGCCGUCAAGAUAUAUUCUUACAUCAGUCAGAGGCCGUUGUUGUUGAAUUUGAUGAGGAAAUUCACAAAUGAAAGAAAUUUGGUGAGACCGGCCAAGACUAGAUUUGCAACGGCUUUCUUAACUUUGCAUAGUUUUUACUUGCAAAAGAAAAACUUGAGAAAGCUAGUUCUUUCAAAUGAAUGGAAAGAUAAUAGAUAUGCAAAGGAAGCUGCGGGGAAAGAAGUUGCCAAAGUUCUUAUUUCUCCAUCAUUCUGGAAUGACGUUGUUCGGGCUCUUAAAGUUGGUGGUCCUUUGAUUAGGGUGCUUCGUAUGGUGGAUGGGGAGAGAAAACCACCAAUGGGCUAUCUUUAUGAAGCUAUGGAUAGAGCCAAAGAGACUAUUGAAGCGUCAUUUGAGGGAGAUGUUAGGAAAUAUGAGAAAGUUUUUGAGAUUAUUGAUAGCAGGUGGUCGAAUCAAUUCCAUCGACCUUUGCAUGCAGCAGGCCAUCUUCUGAACCCAGGAUUAUUUUACAAGAACACUAGAAAUGACACUUUGGAUUCAGAGGUUUGGGUUGGAUACCAUCAAUGUCUUGAGAAGUUGGUCCCUGAUUCAGCGAUGGUAGAUCAAAUAGGGGAGGAGUUUGGUAGGUACUCACAAGCAGAUGGCCUUUUUGGUUUACAGGCGGCCAUUAGAGCCAGAGAAAUAAGGUCGCCAGUUGAAUGGUGGAUGCAAUUUGGACAUCAAACUCCAAACUUGCAAAAGUUUGCCAUCAAAAUACUAAGCCUAACUUGUAGUGCAUCCGGAUGCGAGAGAAAUUGGAGCGUAUUUGAGCAUGUAAGAAACAGACUUAUUAUAUUAAAAUAUUCUAUAUUGUAUUAUUAUUAGUAUCUAUUAAUUAAUCUAAACAAUUUAUGCGCAGAUUCACUCCAAGAAAAGGAAUAGGCUUGAGUUAUCGCGUCUCAAUGAUCUAGUGUAUAUUAAAUACAAUAGAACAUUGAGGCGACGUUAUGAAGCUCGCGAUACCAUUGAUCCAAUUUUGUUGGAUAACAUUGACGAGGCAAAUGAAUGGUUAACUGGAGCCCCACAAAAUCAUGAAGAAGAACAAGUAUAUGUAGGAGAUGAUCUUGAUUGGGGUACUGUUUCUAUGGCGGCUGGUGUUGAGGAGAAUAUCUAUGGUCUUAGAGGGAGUUCUUCAAGUUCAAAUUACAAGGGAAAAGGAGUAGCAAGUUCAAGCCGGUCCCUAAAUGAUGAAGACUCCGAGGAUGAAGAAGAUGAUAGCCAAUAUAAUGCUAACAUUCAUGAAGUUCUAGAAUUUGAAAAUCUUGAAGAAGAAUAGAUGUUGCGUGUUUUACA
This is a messenger RNA of Nicotiana tabacum (common tobacco), 2713 nucleotides long. Lineage: Eukaryota; Viridiplantae; Streptophyta; Magnoliopsida; Solanales; Solanaceae. The record is from RefSeq and is a predicted model, not a curated record.